Molecule: messenger RNA, 165 nt
Organism: Cryphonectria parasitica EP155
Lineage: Eukaryota; Fungi; Ascomycota; Sordariomycetes; Diaporthales; Cryphonectriaceae
Exons: 1
Source: RefSeq, a predicted model, not a curated record
CACGAGCAUAUCAUCUCGCGAACUUUGUUGAAGAAGGCCAUGGAACACCGUGUAGUGGGCAUGAAUCAGGGUUUGAUGUGGAACGGCAUACCGAAGGGUAUCAAAUAUUUUCUGGAGUACAAGGCCAAGAUGGCUGCUGGGGAAGAUACCGGUCCAAAGGAGUGA